AUGAAUGUCUCCCUCCCACCACAGGACAAAUGGGAGGAGCUCCUCAGCCAGGGCUCACAUCUGGAGAUCUUUGGGCACAUCUUCUUGAUGACCCUGGACACCAUCAUGAAGUGUACCUUCAGCCACCAGGGCAGCAUCCACACAGACAGGUCAGUGAUUGCCCUUCAGCUGGAGGGUUUUCUUUCUUACCUACUGGUGUGGACUUACCUGAGUAGCAAGUGGGACAACUUAGAUGUUCACCUCUACACGAAGCAAGAUUCUGCCCACAGUUCCAGACAAAUUCAAAUUCCAGCUAGACCAAACCUUGACUCAGCCAUGGAUCGGCACAUUUCAAAGGGACUGGCAUUGACUCCUCAGGUAGAGCCAGGCCCCCUGGUUCCCCUUCAAGAGCUGAGACACACUCGUGCUGUGUACUUCCCUGGUGCAGGCAUUGGGAACCGACCUGUGAUAAACCUGAGGAAGGCUCACCUGCAGAAGGAGGGAGAGCUGGAGAAGGUCAGGAAGAAGAGACGCUUGGAUUUCCUGGACAUCCUCCUCACUGCCAGAAUGGAGAAUGGGAGCAGUUUGUCUGAUGAGGACCUCCAUGCUGAGGUGGACAAGUUCAUGUUCGAUGGCCACGACACCAUAGCCAGUGGCAUCUCCUGGAUCCUCUAUGCUCUGGUCACGCACCCCGAGCAUCAGCAGAGGUUCCGGGAGGAGAUCCAGAGCCUCCUGGGGGAUGGCGCCUCCAUCAGCUGGGACCACCUGGACCAGAUGCCCGACACAACCAUGUGCAUCAAGGAGGCACUGUGACUCUAUCCACCAGUACCAAGCAUUGGCAGAGAGCUCAGCAAGCCCCUUACCUUCCCCGAUGGACGCUCAUUAUGCAGAGUUAUGAAUUUCAUCACAUUCACUAACCAGAGCACUGCAAGAACGCCACAAUGGAGGUCAUAAAUCUAUGUGUCCCAGAACAGCUCUGAACCUCUCUGGGUCUUGUUUUCCUCUGAAGAACAUCAAUACUUACUUUGUAGUUAGGAUGAGGUGUAUGAAGUUCUUGGCACAGAGCUUGAGACCAGUAAAAGCCCAGUAAACAAAUGCUAGCCUCUGAAUGUGGGCUCGGGAAUUAGCCCUAAAAUUCUAAUUCCCUGAGAUACGAGGGCUGGAGAGACAAUCAAACAGGGGUCAGGGGAGAUGUGGUUCUUUUAUUGGGGUCUAGGCAAAUGAGGGAGAUCAGGGAAUCCACUGUCAUGGAUCAGAUGCUCCAGUCUCUGAGGACCCCACAGUUUGCUGGCAGAGAGUAGCCGACUACAAGAUCUGAGACCCCUGCCACAGUUGGAGACAACCCUCUGGCUCACCUCCCAUUGGGUUGGAAGCCCGGCCCUGCCACAUCCUAGCUGGGUUAUCACAGGCAAGUUGCUCAGUCUCUCUGAGGCUCAGGUGCCUCAUAUGAACAAUGGGGCUAUGAGAGCCUUUCCUGGAGGGUGGAUGUGAGGAUUGAAUGAGUUAAUGCAUAUCCCCCAAGGGCUCAUGGAUGGCACCUGAUAAACAUGAGUUGUCAUUUGAGUUGCUCCAAAAAGUAAGCCCCCAAUUCUUUCUUGCUUCUCAAUCCUGGGUCCUGGUUAUCUCCUCCUAAUCUGUGCACAUGAGCUUUGCCGUGUCCACCCCACCUCUCUUGCAGCAGGCUCAUUCCACUCAGAUUGAUGAGAAGUGGCCCUCAGGUCUUUCCUGCAUGCAUAUGCCCCCUCCUGCCACAGGGACAGGGACCCGCCCCUUGUGUAUGAUCAGUCUGCUCUCUUCUCCUUCUGCCCCACAGGAGUCACGGUCAUGCUCUCCUUUUAUGCCCUUCACUACAACCCGGAGGUGUGGCCAAACCCAGAGGUAUGAUGGGCGGGGGAGGAAGGGAUG
Molecule: messenger RNA, 1884 nt
Organism: Equus caballus (horse)
Lineage: Eukaryota; Metazoa; Chordata; Mammalia; Perissodactyla; Equidae
Source: RefSeq, a predicted model, not a curated record